Molecule: messenger RNA, 1354 nt
Organism: Pezoporus flaviventris
Lineage: Eukaryota; Metazoa; Chordata; Aves; Psittaciformes; Psittacidae
Gene: GPATCH11
Product: G-patch domain containing 11
Exons: 8
Coding region: 128-895 (255 amino acids)
Cellular component (GO): kinetochore
Molecular function (GO): nucleic acid binding
Source: RefSeq, a predicted model, not a curated record
GCGGUAAGUGCUUCACCGUUCGAAAGGGGGUUCUGCCUUUCAGGUAAAGUGCAGAGAAAUAAAAUAGGUGAUAAAACGUGUUGACGGUGUUUACAGGAAAGGGGUUGGAACGGGGCAUGCGCUAAACAUGGAGGAAGAAGAGGAAGACUACAUGUCUGAUUUAUUUAUUAAACAGGAUGUAAGGCCAGGUUUGCCCAUGGUGAGGCGGGUGAAGGAAGCUCUUCAGAAAGAAGAAAAGCAAAAAGAAGCCAACGAGAAGAGCAGACAAAAGAGUAUAAAAGAAGAAGAAAAAGAGAGACGUGACUUGGUACUGAAAAGUGCAUUGGGCAGUGAGAACAAAGGCUUUGCUUUGCUCCAGAAGAUGGGCUACAAGAGCGGCCAGGCCCUUGGCAAAAGUGGAGAAGGCAUUGUUGAACCUAUUCCUCUGAACAUAAAAACAGGCAGAAGUGGGAUUGGUCAUGAGGAAUUAAAAAAGAGAAAAGCUGAAGAAAAACUGGAAAACUAUAGACAAAAACUCCAUAUGAAAAAACAAGCAAAUGAACAAGCUGCAGAUCAGUUCAGAAUAAGAUUUAAAAACAAACAAGAAGAACGUAAGAUGGAAGGGGACCUCCGAAAAAGCCAGAGGGCCUGCCAGCAAUUAGACAUGCAAAAAGAUAUUGAUGUUCCUAAGGAGAGUUGGUACUGGCUAGAACCUGAAGAGGAAGACGAAAACGAUGAGGAAGACAAGGAAGAUGAAUGCACAAGCUCAGACUUAAGUGUAUCGGAAAAGCUGCACCUCCUGACUGCCUAUUUGAGAGAACACCACUUUUACUGCAUUUGGUGUGGCAUAACCUAUGAAGACUCUGAAGAUUUAUCUUCAAACUGCCCUGGAGACAGUGCUGCAGAUCAUGACUAACCGCCUUCUAAAGGAAAAACCCCUAGGUAAGUAUGUAUAGUUCACAAUAUCUUUUGGAAGGUAUGGAGCUGUGCCAUACUAAAUAAUUUAUAUCAAAGUACACAGAAGGAUAGUUUGCAGUUAAACUCACAUUUCUGAAGCAUCUUAUAGAUUCUCUACUUGAUGCAUAAAAUAAUAGGAAUUAAAACUUUGCAUUUAUAGUUGAACUACAAUAUUAUAGGCAGGUUAAGCCUUCCAUAGUCUUUGUUUAUGCCCCAUCCAACUGAGCAAGACCAGCUGAUAAUAAAAUUCAGGUUUCAGUAAGGAAUAAAUACUGGCUAGUUACUCCAUUGUACAGUGUGUUAAACAUAAUUUAUUUUUCAUCUUUACAAAGAUAACUAAACAUCACUUUCUUUGCUUUACAAUCUUAGACCUGGUGGGGAAAAAAAAUUGUGAAAUAUUACAGAGACAUUAUUUGAA